Betta splendens (Siamese fighting fish) is the source of this 2267-nucleotide messenger RNA. RefSeq names its product nucleic acid binding protein 1a (gene nabp1a). Gene Ontology annotation, molecular function: DNA binding. Gene Ontology annotation, biological process: response to ionizing radiation; mitotic cell cycle checkpoint signaling; double-strand break repair via homologous recombination. The coding region runs from base 848 to 1504 and encodes 218 amino acids. Gene Ontology annotation, cellular component: SOSS complex. NCBI's taxonomy places the organism in Eukaryota, Metazoa, Chordata, Actinopteri, Anabantiformes, Osphronemidae. The transcript has 6 exons. The record is from RefSeq and is a predicted model, not a curated record.
GUGACGUAAAUUCUGGGGCUUUGUAGAUCUAGGUAACAGCGUGCUUUGAGCAGCUCGUAGCGGUUUCAGCGUUAGUGCUAUAGCCACAAACAAACAAACAGGGCCUUUAAAAUAAGGGGUUUCGUGCGGAGACAUAGUCAAAAGGGCCACAGUCAGACGUAGGCACACUAGUCGCAUAACAAAGCAUUGGUGAGACUGCGCGCUAACAAAGCUAACAGUUCCUUAUAGCUAAACAAAGGAAAUGCGAUCGCCAGAUUUGAAAUAAUUACGACUAACUGGGUCAUAACUAGUAGCCAGAAGCAGCGUGUCCAGCUGUGUCCAGCGUAGAGGCAGUUCAGCGUCUUUGUUUAAACCAAAAGCUCUUAGCGACUCUAGACUUCUGAGCGUAUUUCAUGGCGUUUUAUGUCAAUUCGACACCUUGGCCAACUCGUUAAAUGAUUGCAACAUUUAUUAGCAUGAGUUUAUGUGAAGAAUGAAGCUGGCAUUAUGGCCUUAAUGGAGACAAGACAUACGCGUAGAUACCAGUGUCCUGAAUUUAAAAGAAGGUAGCUAACUGCGAGCUAGCUAACGUUUUUGCGAAGCGUUCCUCGGGCUGCUAGCUGUCACAUUUGCCGCUCGUCGUUAUUUCAGUGGCAUAGCUGUUACGCGACACUUGAGCUGUAUAUUCUGGACUAUCUAAUGAGCUGACCCGUGUCCAUACAUUUAACCACAACGUGACUGGAGAAGUGUUUAUUUAGCAUCUAGCUAACAGGCUAAUUACCUAAAGCUAGAGGUGUAGCAACCAUUACAAGGUAAACUUAGCGCGCAUCGCUGUUGUGAUCAAGUAACAGAAAGGGGACAGACAACAAUGGCAACUCCCACAAACGAUGCCUUGUUUUUAAUAAAGGAUGUAAAGCCUGGAUUGAAGAACCUGAAUAUCGUAUUCAUCGUGCUGGAAAUAGGGCGAGUAACCAAAACUAAAGACGGCCACGAGGUGCGCUCGUGCAAGGUGGCGGACAAGAGUGGGAGCAUCGCGAUCUCCGUGUGGGACGAGCUGGGCAGCCUCAUUCAGCCGGGGGACAUCAUCAAGCUGACCAGAGGCUAUGCGUCGAUGUGGAAAGGCUGCCUGACCUUAUACACCGGCCGAGGGGGUGAUCUGCAGAAGAUUGGAGAGUUCUGCAUGGUGUAUUCCGAAGUGCCCAACUUCAGUGAACCAAACCCUGAGCUGCUGGCUCAAGGAAACCAGCAAAACAAGUCUGGAAAACCAGACCAGAAUCAGAGGGGGAACUCUCCGCCCAAUCAGAAUUCAGGUACACCUGCUCCACCAGGUAAUGGUGCCAUGCCCCCAUUUGCCAACCAGCCCCCUGGUGCACCCCGGGAUUCUGCAUUUGGCAAUGCUGGGAGACCGAACGGUCGGUCACCUGGCAAUGGAGCACCUCCGGCUACUGUCGCCGCACCCCCAAUAGCAGCAAAGUCUUCAGUUACCAUUAGCAAUGGCAGGGACCCACGGCGUGCCAAAAGAUGAGGCUGGGGUUGCAGGGACCAAUCAUGGAUGCCACCUCAUCCCUCAAGUCUCUUGAUCUGUCUGAGCGUUUCUGAUCACAGCCUUUAUUGACUCUCAAUAGCUGAAUUGGAGACUAAGUGCAUAAUAUUGAUGCGGCCCAACAAAGUGAUCUGUUCAUCUGUAGUGCAGGUGGUGUUUUGUGAUCCACCCAAUCACUAGCACGGCCUGUUAUUGCAAAGCCUUGAUGGCAGAGUUGUGACCAGUCUAUGUCAUCAUCCUAAAGCUCUUGGUGCAAAUUGACAGUUUUAUACCAGUGUUAACUUCCUCACGCUCUCCUAACGCCCCCUUUUCCUAGUGUCUUUUCCAACUACACACCUACUUGAACACUUGAUGCACUUUCUUCUCUUAAGUUAUGUCGGGCGAACUGUCAUGUAAAUCAGGAAAUCAGUUUCUGCUUUCUAGUGGAAAAGGCCUUAAGUUGUUGAAAGUGAGUACAUGGACUGAAUGCACAAGCAGAGCUGGCCAAAGGGUCCUCCCUCUCAACCAGACUGACUCUGUGGAAGGAGAGGUGUCAAGUUUGAGUUUUUACUUUUGGAUAUUGAGCUUUUUAUUUUUUUCCCCCCUCCACACAUUCAUUUGCUGUCAGCUGUACCUUUUUUUUAUUCAGUUGGGACCACUGAACUACUAGCAAAAUGGUUCACAAUAAAUUUUAGUCAUUUGAUUUUCUGAUUCUGUCAAACACAAGUUGCUGUUGCCAAUAAAACAUUGUGUUGGUUAAACUGCA